AUGGCACCGUUGAAAAGACAAGAAGCUUUCUGCUGCAACACCUCGUCUCGCCUCGCACUUUGUUUACCUCCACCAGCUGUUGUCAGACACCCUCGCCUGCCAUUCCUCUCCAACCACACACGAGACCUGCGUGCCAGUGACCUCUGAAGAGAAGGUGUGAGUGUGAGACCGUGGUGGUGAGAGGCGAGAUGGGCGUGAUGGGGCGCGUGGUGGCGGCUGAUGACAGCCUUCAGGAGAAGCUGACAGCCCUGGCCAAGGGAUGCAGUUUUCAGAUCGGCCUGCUCAUAGGACAGAACACAAGUGAGAAGGACAUAGUGGUCCACCUAGCACCAACACCUGUGCCAGACGAGGGCGACCUGAGUUCAGAGGAGGAGGAGGCAGUGCCGAGCCCCAGACAUGAAGCCAACAAGCCCAAGUUCCCUGAUUCCAUCCCCAAGGUGGUGGAGAGCACAGUGUCCCAGCAUGCUCGCCAGGUUGUGCGAAUGCUGCCCGGUGGCCUUGACAUCAUUGGGGUGUAUGUGGUGACACCCCUGGCUGACUUCACCACAUCCACCAGCCAGUCCAAGCUGCGCUCUAUUCUGGCAGCCACACACAAAACGACCUCAAGGAUCCUUCUUGAAACAGCAGAGACAAAGACUGAAAAAGUUAUCAUACAUGUGUGCACACAAUCCUUCAAAAUUGUGUGUAAGACGCUGGACAUUUCCGCCACGGCUUCCAGCACACAAGAAAAUGCUGAUCUCAAGUUCCAGCGAGGGGGCAGCAAAUGGCAACAGCUCAGUUAUGCUUACAACAUCAGUCUUAACUUUUGGCUUCCCAAGGACAAGCCAUCACAGUCACUCUAUAAGACUAUAAUAAGUCUCAUUAAGCCGUGGGCAAAGAGUGUGACGCAGAGUCUGAUCCUCAUCGACUCGGAGCUCCCGGAUGAUGAAGAGCCCCUUGAUUCCACAGUGGAGGAGAAGCCAACAAAGAAGAAGGGAGGAAAUAGAGGUCUCAUGGAAUUUGUUCCCCCGAAAGCCUAUAAAGUGGAAAUCCUUGACCCAUGCAUCCCAGUCUUGCCUUCCAGUGGCCUGACUGAAAUGAGUGGCAGCAUCAGGCUCUCCGGUACACUGGCAGGCCUGGCUUUUGUUCAUUCCAAGGCCACAGUGGGGGAGGCUCGAGCAGCUGUGUUGGUGGACUUGGUGAGGUCUGUGGUGUCUCGCUGGGAGAUGCACUGUGAUUCCCUUGUGGAGGAGCCGCCCUCACACCUAAUCGGCCCCAUUAUACAUGAGCCUCCGAGGCGCGUCUUUCUGGAAGGUGGUGGGCUGCCAGUGAGCUUGUGUGACUAUCUUUUCCCGGGAGACAGCUGUGCUGAUGCCUGCCAGUCUGCCAAGGAGCUGCUUGGCCUCAAGAUAAGGAAGGAACAUGUUGAUGACUCACAGGAAACUUUAGCAGAUGCCUCUGAAGUGAUGUGCCAUGGAGACAUCAGUGUGGGUAGUGCUGAGGAGCUGGAGGCCCAGGGUGGCAGCAGAGAGGGUCCCUGCUCCUCCACACAGCUCCUCCUGGUCCUGGCUGUGGCGGCUGUGGGAGUGGGUGUGUCCUUUGUUAGUCUACAAGGGUCGCAAGUGUUAACAUAGGUGACAAGUUUUAUAGUCCAAUGUUAAUAAAUCACAGUAACUGAAUUAUUGUUAUGGUCUAAACAGAGAUCCUUAAAUGUGUAAGCAGACUUUUAUAUUGUGUAGGGUUUCGUAAAUUGUUUUGGGUGGGAGUAUUUCUUGAGGCUUUUGAUUUUUGCAGUUAUAGUGUUGUAUAGCAGGCUCAUCAGGGCUUGCUUUGUUCAUUCCUGGUAUGUUGGUGGUUCUAAUAAUGUUUGUGCUCUCUGUAUAACUUACGGAACUUUUGUCCUUAGUGUAUAUAUGGUUUUAAGGUGCAAGUGUGAAAGUAGGAUGAAAGCUUCCAUUUCAUGGUGUUGUAGUUUUUGGUUACCUCUUAUGAUUAGAGUCUUGAUCCAUUGUGAUGCUUAACAGAGACAACCAGUUUGUGUCAAUGAUGGAAGUGAUGUGUCCCUUCCUCUAGGCACUCUUUGCACCAUUAUUAUCCAGGCUCACACAUCAUGUGGUAUGUGUGGUCAUCAAUUUUCUGUGUAUUUUUGUCAAGAGUAAACCUUGUCCGUGCAUUGCUAUGUGAGUGUUGGAGGGUCUUGUUCUCAUCUGUUUGGCUUCUUAUGCAGCUAAGGGGAGUGUUUAUGAUGUAUCAGUAUGCAUCAGUGUGGGGACCUGUGCAUGUUGGUCAAAUUGUGGUGUUGCCAUCUUCAGUGAUUUUGCUGCUUGAAUCAGUUGUAUUAGUUAAAGAAAGGUGAGUUAGGUAUUCAGAAUGAUAAUACAUCAAGAUUUCAAGGUUUUCAGAUUAAUAGUCUCAUAUAGUAUUGGCUUUGCCAUAACUAAAAAUCAGAGACAUUCAAGAUCACAAUCCUUUCAAAUAUUUGCUGUGACAAGAUUCCCUUCAUGAAAGUGGCAUUUACUCAUCUUUGAACCUUUUCACUAUGAUAUGCAACAAUUCACAGGACUAAAGGUAAUGCAUGGAGUCUUUAUAAGCAUCCACAAGAAAGAAGUGGAUGAAAAAGAAUAGAUUUUGUAAUUUCUGAGCAUUACAGUGCUUGGAGAUGGCUGGAAAACAAGAGUUAAUGAUAAAAAAAAGAUGUGGCAAAUAGCAGGGAAAGGGUUAAUGGCAGCUCUAAAGAGUAAAGAGUUUGCAGUGGUAGAGAAACACUUGUGUGUGCAAAACAAAACACCAAGAAGGACAGGGGGAAGAUAUGAGUGGUCAGGGCUUCCCAUCAAACCCUUCCCCACACCUCAGCAGUCCCCAGAUCAAAGAUAAUCAAAUGCUUCGUGCCUCCCUUUCCCCUUGGAUGAUUGUGUAUUGUUUUUAUAAGACUUCACGAGUGCUAAUUCCCGUCUUGCAUAAUUGUUCUCAUGGGAAAGUUAGGUUUUGGCCUAUUCGUUUUAGUAUUCAGUCUUUAAUUUCAUCGCACGCUAUGGUAAAGCUAAGUAAAGAAAAUGUAGUAUGUUGUUACCAUAGAUGCAUUGUGGAGAGAUCUGCAUUACUACAGCAUUGUGCAUCAUACAUACUUUAUUUUUAACAUGGUGUAUUUCUCAGCCAUGUUCUAUAUUAUGGGAUGGUUCAAAUUGUAAUGUUAACCUUUUUAUAUGGUCGAGUUAAGAUGGCCUUGUUGGCGUUUUGGAAAGGGUCCAUAUUAGCUACAUUAAAGUGUAUUUACCAUG
This is a messenger RNA of Portunus trituberculatus (swimming crab), 3257 nucleotides long. RefSeq names its product protein odr-4 homolog. Gene Ontology annotation, biological process: intracellular protein localization. Gene Ontology annotation, cellular component: endomembrane system. The record is from RefSeq and is a predicted model, not a curated record. The transcript is spliced from 8 exons. The coding region runs from base 189 to 1613 and encodes 474 amino acids. Lineage: Eukaryota; Metazoa; Arthropoda; Malacostraca; Decapoda; Portunidae.